This is a messenger RNA of Caenorhabditis bovis, 285 nucleotides long. Lineage: Eukaryota; Metazoa; Nematoda; Chromadorea; Rhabditida; Rhabditidae. The record is from the annotation of a GenBank genome assembly.
AUGAGCUCUAUGGCCAAGUGUAUCGCUGUUCUCUUCGCGAUCAUCCUGUUUGCAAAUGCUAUUCCGCUGGUUGACCGACAAACAGAAUCGUUUACACCAAUGCAUAAGCGUCUCUCCAAUGCGGCUCUUAUUCGUCUGAUCAUGAGAAAUCGUGAAGCCGAGCUUGCACAGAAUCUCAAACGUGAUGCGAAACGUGCUGAUUUGGAGCGUCGAAGCCUUGACGAUGACUUCUCCAACUGCUUCCUCUCACCCGUUCAGUGCAUGUUGCCGUCAUCCCGAAAGUAA